AUGCCCAUUACCAACGAGUCCAUCUGGGCCGCAAGCCCCUCCACGACGAGAGGUCAACCCACCCAACUCUCCUCGGACGCCAAGGGUGAACGUCUUGCUUAUGCCUCGAAUAAAUCCAUCUUCGUCCGGUCGAUCGAUAACCCCACGAUCGCGAGACAGUAUACCGAGCACAAGUCUAACACGACAGUCGCCCGUUUCUCCCCCUCCGGUUUUUAUGUCGCCAGUGGUGAUGCCAGUGGUGUAGUCAGAGUCUGGGACUGCGUUGGUGACGGAAUUACAAAGGGAGACUACAGCAUUGUCAAUGGUCGAAUCAAUGACCUGGCCUGGGACGGUGAUUCCCAGCGCAUCAUUGCCGUUGGCGAUGGAAAGCAGCGCUACGGACAUUGCAUUACUUGGGACAGUGGAAACACCGUCGGUGAGAUUAUGGGACAUACGCAACAAAUCAACACGGUCUCCAUUAGACAACAGAGACCCCUGCGAGCAGCCGCUGGCGGUGACGACAUGGGAAUUGUCUUCUACCACGGAGCACCGUUCAAGUUCAAUAAUGCAAUCCGCGAGAAACAUACCAACUAUAUUUACGGAAAUGCCUUUAGCCCUGAUGGCUCUACUUUGGUCAGUGUCGGCGCGGACCGACGGAUCUGGCUCUACGAUGGCAAAACUGGUGAGAUCAAGGGCCAAAUUGGGGAGGGGGAGCACAAGGGAAGCAUCUUUGGUGUCUCCUGGUCGGGUGACUCGAAGAAGUUCGCGACAGCGAGCGGUGAUAAGACCGUCAAGAUCUGGGAUGCUGAGGCAGGCAAGGUUUCGCAGAGCUGGACAUUCGGAGAGGAUAUCAGAGACCAGCAAGUUGGUGUGACUUGGCCUGCUGGCAGAAGCGACGGCUUGCUUAUCAGUCUGUCGCUCAGCGGUGACCUCAAUUACCUUGUCGAAGGCACGCCUGAACCCAGGCAGGUUAUCCAGGGUCACCAGAAGAAUAUCACUUCCUUGAACCAGUUUGGGUCCAGCAGUGACAGUCAAACUCUGUGGUCUGGCAGCUUUGACGGCAGAGUCUGUAGUUGGGACAUUUCCAAGGGACUCGCCGAAGAAGCGGAAGGGGCCGGUCACACGGCGUAUAUCGCAGGCCUCGCACCCACCCAAGAGGGCGCUGGUAGGAUUUACAGUGUGGCCUGGGACGAUACCGUCCGGUCCAUUGACAUUGGCGCGAAAACAUACACUGGAAGCUCCUCCAAGCUAUCUGGUCAACCAGUGGGCGUUGCUGCCGGUAACUCGACCGUGUUGGUAGGAACCUCGAAAAGUGUUGAGAUUUACAACGAUGGAAGCAAGUCCGGGGAGUACAAACCGAAGUCGCCGGUCUCUGCUGUCGCGGCUCAUGGAAGCGUGGCGGCUGUCGGCAGCGAAGAUGCGUCUGUCCAGAUCUGCGACGUGUCCAGCACUAGCCUUUCUCCCAAGACAGACAUCAAGGCUGGCAAAAACCCUGUGUCUGUAUUGACCUUCUCGAAUGAUGGCUCGCUCGUUGCAGUUGGUGAUUCUCGUGGCCGCAUUCUUGUCUACAAGGUUGCUGAUGGCAGUUUGGUCACUGACCGCUGGACGGCGCACACUGCCCGAGUUACUUCCCUUGCCUGGGAUGAGAGCAACACUCAUGUGGUGAGUGGCUCUGUGGACACGAACAUUUUCGUUUGGAGCUUGACCAGCCCUGGCGACUGGCUCCAGGUGACGAACGCUCACAAGGAGGGUGUUACCGGAGUGGCAUGGAUUUCCGGGUCAUCCAAGGUGGCUUCUGCUGGUGCUGAUGCUGCCAUCAAGGUCUGGAAAGUGGAGAACCUGAAAUAG
Messenger RNA from Aspergillus chevalieri, 1827 nucleotides. RefSeq names its product WD40 repeat domain-containing protein (gene AIP1). Gene Ontology annotation, molecular function: actin filament binding. NCBI's taxonomy places the organism in Eukaryota, Fungi, Ascomycota, Eurotiomycetes, Eurotiales, Aspergillaceae. Gene Ontology annotation, biological process: positive regulation of actin filament depolymerization; actin filament depolymerization. The record is from RefSeq and is a predicted model, not a curated record. The transcript has 3 exons. Gene Ontology annotation, cellular component: cortical actin cytoskeleton. Bases 1 to 1827 code for a protein of 608 amino acids.